ACUCGCACUCCCUAUUUUUGUCCAAUGCUCUCCUGACCGCAUACGACAGACAUUCGUUUUUGUGCUUCUUCCUUUUAAUCUCUUAAUUUUCUACGGUGCUCAGGCCAUUCUUCCUCCUGGAACGCAACAAGACUCCUGUGACCUUGGCUUCUGUUUCGCAGCGAACAUCACGACAAGAUGAGUUACUAUACCAAUCUCCAAGGCAAAUUUGCCCACAAGGUCGGCGAGCCCGUCCCCGAAUUCAACACUGAAUUCCCCGUCCACCCAGGCAUUGUUCACUUUCCCAUCGCCUUUAACGUCCUCGCCUGGGGCCUUGACAUUUUGUAUGCUCUUACUGCCGUCUAUGUCAAGCCGGACUUCCUCACCACGCGGUUCGGCUCCCCUUCGACCCUCCUGGACAUCACUCGCCUGUCCUACUUCCUCCUGUGUGCCGGCCUGAUUACCACCGUGCCUGCAAUCAUGUCUGGCAACAUCCAACUGGUCGGCAUGAUCAAGAAGAACGGCGGCCCAUGGGAGAAGGACGCGGCAGGAAAGCAAAAGAGCACAAUGGUGCCGCGUAUCAAGGCCUGCAUCACCCACGCCAUCAUGAACGAUUUGGUGUUUGUGGUCAACCUGUACAGCUGGUACUUGAGGAAAGAUAAGGAAGGGGCUGUCAACCUGGGCAAGAUCCCGACUCAGACGAACCUCAUCAUCAGCAUGGUCUUGCUGCCGGCUCUGAUGGCUUCAUCAAAGAUCGGCGGCACUCUCGUGUUCAAUCACGGUGUCGGCUUGAACCUAGGCCGGAAGAAGUUCGAGUAGUUACCUCAAAACAAGAUAGGCGGAGAAGUUGAGGCAGAGGCGCUUUGAUCAUGGAGCAAAAGCUGGGAAGCAAGAUACAAGUGACGAAGGCGGAAGAGAGGAAUUUUCAGAUGGUCAAGGAAGCAGCACACGUAGGGCGAACAAAAACCGGGCGAGUGACGGCAAAUGUGUUUAUGAAUCUGGGGGUACAUUCUUGUUGCGGGAAAGGGGACCAUUUACUUGUGGCAGGGGGGGAAUGUAGAUUUCUAGAGGUGUUUCGACUACGUUGUGUUUUAAUCAUUAGUACAACAGAUCAUUAAUUAUUCGGGACCUACAGGCUUCGACAAAGCUUCGCCUGUUUAAUGUCCUUGGCGUGCA
This is a messenger RNA of Cladophialophora immunda, 1155 nucleotides long. RefSeq lists its product as uncharacterized. The transcript has 2 exons. Bases 178 to 798 code for a protein of 206 amino acids. The record is from RefSeq and is a predicted model, not a curated record. Lineage: Eukaryota; Fungi; Ascomycota; Eurotiomycetes; Chaetothyriales; Herpotrichiellaceae.